Molecule: messenger RNA, 1001 nt
Organism: Ruditapes philippinarum (Manila clam)
Lineage: Eukaryota; Metazoa; Mollusca; Bivalvia; Venerida; Veneridae
Product: kielin/chordin-like protein
Exons: 4
Coding region: 161-469 (102 amino acids)
Molecular function (GO): peptidase inhibitor activity
Source: RefSeq, a predicted model, not a curated record
AAACAGAUGUUGUAACAGAAAACAAACAAAACAUUUUAGAUAUACCGUAUAUAGCAACUGCCUCGUCAUACCUGUUGAUCAACGUUACAUAAAUAUACUUUUUUAUUUUACGCAGUUUUGCUAUAUAAUAAGACGGAUAUAUUUUAAAAGUUGUUAGGAAAUGGAUUCGGUCAAAAUAAUACUUGCAUUCGUUCUCCUUUCUAAUUCAAUGAUUGUCAAAGGAGACCCAGCAACGGACUGUGCCGUGAUAAAAUGUUAUUAUCCACCUGGUUGUGUCGAGAUACCAGCUAAGGGACAAUGUUGUCCGAAAUGUAAACGCGGUAAAUCUUGUAAAUAUGAAGUUGGUAAUGGGAGUGAUAAAGUUAAAGUAAACAUUCAACACGGAGAGAGCAUACAGAUAGAAUGUAAUACAUGUACCUGCAUUGAUGGCGUACUUGCAUGUACCGAGAAAGCUUGUUUACCAGCUUGAGCUUACAAUUUACCAUAGAUGUUGACCACAGACGAACGAGUAUCAUCUACCACAGCUAAUUCCUACUAAAUCGGAUUUUAAAUUGAAACAAAAAUGUUUUUGAACUUGGAACUUUUGCACAUAAAUGGCAACAUGUACUUUUCAACCAAUAUUUUAUUAUAUUAUAUUUGAUUGCAUUCUUAUGUAUAGUAAUUGAUAGUGACACAGCUGCGUACUUUCCAGAAAUUUCAAAUCAUUGAUACCAAUGCUAUAAAGAUGAUUAAAUGAAUUUCGACAAGGUUAUAAUGAAUUACUUACAAUAUUAUCUUGAAAAUAUAUAUCAUAUUGUUUAUAUUUUACGCCUUUGAAACAUCCAAAUCAAAUAGAAAUGGGUAUAGGUACACGUUCAGGUGUGACAUCUGAGUGUGAUAUCAUAAAAAUACUUAAAAUGAAGUGGAAUCAACAACUUCAGAUAUUCAAGUGUCAUUAUGCUCCAUGUUUUAUUGUAAAGGACAAAUGUAAAUCUACUGAAAUACAAAAAAGGCUGUCACAA